UUAGGUCUCAGUAAGAGUGGCCUGUUCAGAGCCAGCGGGUCAGUGAAACGCUGCCGGGAACUGAGGAUAAGUUUUGAUCAAGGAGGAUUUCCAGAGUUUGACAGUGGGGAUAUUCUUACUCCGGCCUCCUUGUUGAAAGUUUUCCUCAGGGAAUUGCCUGGUGCACUUAUUCCAGAGUCACACAGGACACAACUGCUGAAUGUGUUCAAAGAUUCAAAAGAGAGAGAACUGAAUCAGGCUGUGAGGACGAUCCUGAACAGUCUCCCAGAGGAACAUUUUAAUGUCCUCUGCUACCUAAUGUUCUUCCUGUCCCGUGCGGCUGCUGAGAGUCAUCUAAAUCUUAUGACAUCUGGGAACUUGUCAAUAGUUUUUGGACCCAGCAUCUUUCACGUUCCUCUCAGCCCCACCAUGGUUGAGGAACAGGGGCAGUGUAACGCUUUGACUGAGCACCUGCUGGACAACCUGAUCCACCUUCUGCCAAACAUGUACCCUCAUGCACCCACCAGCAUCACAGCA
This is a messenger RNA of Sinocyclocheilus rhinocerous, 516 nucleotides long. RefSeq names its product protein FAM13A-like. The annotation marks the transcript as partial. Gene Ontology annotation, biological process: signal transduction. The record is from RefSeq and is a predicted model, not a curated record. The transcript has 3 exons. Lineage: Eukaryota; Metazoa; Chordata; Actinopteri; Cypriniformes; Cyprinidae.